CCUUCUUCCCUUCUGCAGGGUGCCCACACCCCUAUCUGUCACCUCCUUGCCACCCCACUCCUGAGGCCACAGCGGUUGGCUGUAUCCCCAGGUCAUGCUGGCCUCCUCUCCUUCCUCAGUAGCCCCCAAAGGGCCCCCAGGUGACAUGGGGGAGCCAGCUCGAGAGCCAGCACUCUCAGUUGCCCUCUGGUUGAGUUGGGGGGCAGCUCUGGGGGCUGUGGCUUGUGCCAUGGCUCUGUUGACCCAACAAGCAGAGCUGCAAACUCUAAGGAGAGAGGUGAGCUGGCUGCAAAGGACUGGAGGACCUUCCCGGAAGGGGAAUGGGCAGCCCUGGCAGAGCCUCUGGGAGCAGAACCCUGAGGACCUGGAAGCCUGGGAGAACGGGGAGCGAUCCCGGAGGAGGAGAGCAGUGCUCACCCCAAAACAGAAAAAGAAGCAUUCAGUCCUGCACUUGGUUCCAAUUAACAUCACCUCCAAGGAGGACUCUGAUGUAACAGAGGUGAUGUGGCAACCAGCUCUCAGGCGUGGUAGAGGCCUGGAGGCCCGAGGAUAUGUUGUCCGAGUCUGGGACGCUGGAAUUUAUCUGCUCUAUAGCCAGGUCCUCUUCCACGAUGUGACUUUUACCAUGGGUCAGGUGGUAUCUCGGGAGGGCCAGGGAAGGGAGGAGACUCUAUUCCGAUGCGUACAAAGUAUGCCUUCCAAUCCAGAUCGGGCCUACAAUAGCUGCUACAGUGCAGGUGUCUUCCAUUUAUACCAAGGGGAUAUUCUGAGUGUCAUAAUACCCCGGGCAAGGGCCAAACUUAGCCUCUCUCCACAUGGCACCUUCCUGGGACUUGUGAAACUAUAA
Messenger RNA from Chrysochloris asiatica (Cape golden mole), 847 nucleotides. It is a transcript of the gene TNFSF13, whose product is annotated as tumor necrosis factor (ligand) superfamily, member 13. Bases 95 to 847 code for a protein of 250 amino acids. The transcript is spliced from 6 exons. Gene Ontology annotation, biological process: positive regulation of isotype switching to IgA isotypes; immune response. The record is from RefSeq and is a predicted model, not a curated record. Lineage: Eukaryota; Metazoa; Chordata; Mammalia; Afrosoricida; Chrysochloridae. Gene Ontology annotation, cellular component: membrane. Gene Ontology annotation, molecular function: tumor necrosis factor receptor binding; receptor ligand activity.